AGAAAAAAAUAAAAAGCGCCAGUCGAGCAACCCCACCUGCAUCUCUCCUUUCUCUUUCCUCUCUUUCCUUUCUUGCAACAAAAAGCAAACCAUACCUCCUUCAAUCCCCCCUCCAAACCGAAAGCAGUAAAAAGAGAAGGACCAAAAUGCCCCUCCUCCCUCUUCUCUUCUUUCCUCUCUUCUUCUUCUUCUUCCACCACCUGCCCGCCCUGACCGCCUUGCCCAACCCCGAUCCCGCCACCAUCCAGCCAUUCUUCCCAAGCUCUCCGCCGGCCACAAUCCCGGCCUUCCCCGAGCAAUCCGACGUGGCGGGCUGCCCGCUCGACCUGCCCGAAGAUCUCUUCCCGGCUAUCGCCCACGCCUGCGUUGGGAAGGACAAAAAGGCCCCCAGCAAGGACCGCUGCUGCCCAGUCCUCGCCACGUGGCUUUAUGCGGCCUUCUCUGGCACGGCGCUGAGCAGGGCGGGCAGGCUGCCAACCGCGACAUACGACAUGCCCGUCCUGCCCGAUGACUCGGAGACGUGCGUGGAGAACCUGGAGAAGGCGAUGCGGCGGCGCGGGAUCGAACUGCCACGCCCCAAUGCCACGUGCGACGUGGUGUACUGCCACUGCGGGAUUCGGCUGCACGUGCCGAGCUGUACAGAGGCGUUUGGGGUGUCUGAGGAAGGGAAGGUGGUGGGGGAUGCGAGGGUGCGGAGGCUCGAGCGCGAAUGCCGCGGACCACCGAGUCUCGCAGGGUGUAACAAGUGCUUAAGGGGCCUCUACCAGCUGAAUGGGGGGAAGAGAGCGACGAACGGAAGCGAGACGGACAGAAAGAACAAGAUGCACAACAGGGAUUGCGAGCUUAUGGGGAUGACGUGGCUCCUGGCCAAGAACAGAAGCGUCUACAUUCCCACGGUUUCAGCGGUCCUGCGGGCUAUCAUGAUGGGCGGCAAUGAUGGCUCUCCCGAACCUCGAUCUUGCAGCCUCGACAGGGACGGGAUGCCUUUGGCCGUUGAUUCUGCUGAGCUGGACGGUCUGUCUGCCUCCAUUGCCGUCCGAUCUCCUUCCCAUCUCGUCAUAUUUCUCGCCUCUCUUUACUGGAUUUGCAUCUUCUUCUCGUUUCGUUUCUAAUCCUUUCCAACGUAAUUUCAUGUGUUUUUUUGUUC
Molecule: messenger RNA, 1147 nt
Organism: Magnolia sinica
Lineage: Eukaryota; Viridiplantae; Streptophyta; Magnoliopsida; Magnoliales; Magnoliaceae
Exons: 2
Coding region: 147-1112 (321 amino acids)
Source: RefSeq, a predicted model, not a curated record